UCAUUAUUAGCGUAGUUUGUUUAAGCACUUCGACAAUGGUGCAAGUGCGAGUCGGUGACGGUGUGUUGGAAGGAGAGGUUUUGGAUAAUGUGCUCGGAGGGCAGUACUAUAGUUUUAAGGGGGUCCCUUAUGCUGCGCCCCCAUUGGGAGACCUCAGAUUUAAGGCACCGCAACCGGUCAUUCCUUGGGAUGGAGUCCGCAGCGCUAAAGCCCACGGACCGAUCUGCCAUCAGUUCGACAUGUUCACUGGAAAACUCUGCACAGAACCAAGCAGCGAAGACUGUCUCUAUUUAAAUGUAUACUCGCCUGAUAUCCAGCCAAAAAAACCUUUGCCUGUAAUGUUUUGGAUCCAUGGCGGCGGAUUCUUAAGCGGCAGCGGAAACACAAGCUACUAUGGCCCCGAUUUCCUUGUCAACCAAAAUGUUGUCCUUGUAACUAUUAAUUACAGACUAGCUGUUGUAGGAUUCUUGUGCCUGCAUACAAAAGAAGUACCAGGAAAUGCUGGUAUGAAAGACCAAGUAGCUGCCCUCAGAUGGGUGAAAAAUAAUAUAAGAAAUUUUGGCGGGGAUCCUGAUAAUGUCACCAUUUUUGGAGAGAGCGCUGGGGCAGCGUCAGUCACCUACCACCUGGUGUCACCCAUGUCCAAAGGUCUGUUCAAGCGAGCUAUUGCUCAGAGCGGCAUUAACACGAAUCAUUGGGCUCGGGCGUUUGAGCCCCGAUUGAGAGCUGAGGCUAUAGCUCGUACACUCGGUAAAGACACCAAGGACGACAAAGAACUCUAUGAAUUUUUUAAAUCCCUACCUAUCGAAAAGUUAACAAAUCCCUAUGCACCUCUUACGGCCGAGGAAGAAACGGGUUUACGUGUUAAUAUAACAUUAACUGUAGCUGAUGAAAAGGAGUUUGAUGGACUUGAAAGAUUUUUCUACGGCGAUGUUUACGAACGGCUGCAUCAUGGUAUACACGAAGGAGUCGAACUCAUGAUGGGUUAUACAACUGACGAAGGCAUUAUUCAAUUUGCGUUUUCGCCGAAAGAGAAUUUGUUUGAAAAAUAUAACAAAUACCUGCAGUCCUUCGUACCCGUCGAAUUAUCGUUGAAAUGCUCAGCGAAAGAUCAACUGGCUAUCGGUCAAAAAGUGAAAGAGCAUUACUUCGGCGAUAAACCGGUCUCAAAAGACAAUGUCGACGUCCUAAUAAAAUACUUGUCAAUGAUGAUUGGCUAUAAUGCUAUUGAAUAUGCCAAAUUCUUCGUUCAGAUGGAUAAGAACAAGUUAUUUUUCUACCAAUUUGACAUGUACUCAGAAAGAAACAUUUGGACUGAAGGGUUUGGAGGAGGGCCAUAUAUCAAGGGAAAGAGUGUUUGCCACUGCGAUGAUUUGCCUUAUCUGUUCAGCACUGAGAAAGUAAAAGAAGCCUUAACUACUAAGAGUACUAAACUUAUUAAAAAUAUGACAAAAUUGUGGACUGACUUUGCUAAAUUCGGUGAUCCUACUCCGGACAGUAGCUUAGGGGUCAAAUGGCCCGCGUUUGACCCUAAGAAGGAGCAGUACCUGAUCAUCGGCAAUGACCUCGUCGUGGCGUCACACCCAAACAAAGAAGACUUCGAAUUCUGGGAGAAACUACAUCAACAAUAUGUGAAACAUUGAGAGAAAGUAUCUUCAUCAUUAUCAUCGUCAUCUUUGAAACUCAAGGCACCCUUGAAUUGGAUCUUGUCAUUUUUAGGUUUCCGUGCCUCAAAAGGAAAAAAACGGAACCCUUAUAGGAUCACUCGUGCGUCCGUCUGUCUGUCCGACCAUUCCCCCUCCCCUUUAUCUCUGAAACUACUUUGCCUAAAAUUUUGAUAGAAAUACACUAAAUAGUAUUUUACCUAUAGAUAACAGGAAAAUCUAUUAGAAAUGUGCAGUCAAGCGUGAGUCGGACUUAUGUACGGAACCCUUGGAACGCAAGUCCGACUCGCACUUGACCGGUUUUUUUUUAACAAGCAUUACUUAAUAAUUAUAACCAACUGUACUUCACAACACACAUCACACCAACAACAACAACAUCAACCGUCAUCUAAGUACCUACCUACGAUUAACUUAUGGAGUUGACAAAACAACGAUUGUCUAAAAUCAAAGAGAAUAGAUAGUAUAGAGGGGUCCUGUCAUAGUAAAAUUUGUAGUCACUGUAAAAUUACUGCCAUCUAUCGACACACGACUAAAACUCAAAAUAAAGACGUAUAAAAUUAUCAAAAAAAUGUGUAUAUACGGAUAAAUUAUUUUAUUAUUUUUAUAUCAUUUUGACCCAUGUUCAUUCUCUGAUAUCUAUGUGUUAAAAUGGUUAAAUAUGAAACGGUGUCGUCACGCCAUCUAGCCGAGCAUAGGCCAAAGGUGUGUGCGCCAUCUAUCCGAGAAUGUCUUUUUCUUAGACUUUAUUCAUCUUAUACGAAGUUAUAUAUGUCUUUGUCUAAAAUAGAACCGCGUAGGUAACGAACAAUAACCUUUUCACCUCAGCAGCUCGAACAAGGGUACUUUGCUUCUUAAAAACAGCGAGCAAAAUGCGAUUUUGCUCACUGAGUCAUUUUGUCUCACUCAGUGAGCAAAAUCGCAUUUUGCUCACUGAGUGAGACAAAAUGUCAUUCAAGUGACCUUUAUAGUCAAAUGUCAUUUUUAACAUGCGGGGUCUAAUACAAGUUCGAUAUAUGUACUUGGGUUCUAUUAUCUCUGUCCCUCUAGGUAUGUUAAUUCUCACUGCUUAGGGUGAAAAAUUUUGUGUACCACACGAGAUCAAAGUUAUUUACAUCUCGUGCGCUUCUGAAUCCCUUACUACGCUCAAAAUUCUAAAUUAGAUUCACUCGCUACGCUCGUGAAUCUAUUAUAGAAUCUUUCGCUUGCACGGGACUCAAAAUAAGCAAUCGAAGAAAUAUCAAACUUUGAUCUCUUGUUGUACAAAUAACUAUUGUCUCAUCUGUGUACAUAUUUUGUUGUCUUUAUGCGAUAACAUAUAAUCUUUUUACCACUGUA
Molecule: messenger RNA, 2999 nt
Organism: Cydia fagiglandana
Lineage: Eukaryota; Metazoa; Arthropoda; Insecta; Lepidoptera; Tortricidae
Product: esterase FE4-like
Exons: 3
Coding region: 36-1643 (535 amino acids)
Molecular function (GO): serine hydrolase activity
Source: RefSeq, a predicted model, not a curated record